GAGGCUUUACUUCCGCCCACACCGCCCUCUUUCCCUACGUCCGGCCGCGGCUGAUGACGUCAGGUUUUAGCUGAGGACUUGGAAAGAUGGCGGCCAUGGCACCGGUUGUAGUCUCGCGCCGAAUGAUGGGCACCAUAAGCAAGAUGUACUACGGUCUUGCUGGAUUUAAUAAACUAGGCCUAAUGCGUGAUGACAUUUUGUAUGAAGAUGAUGACGUAAAGGAGGCCGUUAAGCGGUUGCCACCCAAAAUAUACGAUGACAGAGUGUUCCGCAUCAAGAGAGCUCUGGAUCUCGAUUUGAAAAAGAGCAUCUUGCCCAAGGAACACUGGACGAAAUAUGAAGCGGAUGUCCGCUACCUGGAGCCAUACCUAAAAGAAGUGAUUCGUGAAAGGAAAGAAAAGGAAGAAUGGAACAAGAAAUGAGGCGACAGACGUUUUGUUGUAUUUAUGUAAAAAUUUGUGGCUUUCACCAAUCUUCCAGAUCAAUUAUUGGACUCGCUUACUGACCUCUAUUUCUAGAGCCGACCAACAAUAAAUGUUUCAAAUUAUUA
Molecule: messenger RNA, 550 nt
Organism: Rana temporaria (common frog)
Lineage: Eukaryota; Metazoa; Chordata; Amphibia; Anura; Ranidae
Product: cytochrome b-c1 complex subunit 7
Exons: 4
Coding region: 87-422 (111 amino acids)
Biological process (GO): mitochondrial electron transport, ubiquinol to cytochrome c
Source: RefSeq, a predicted model, not a curated record